Molecule: messenger RNA, 1281 nt
Organism: Pelagomonas calceolata
Lineage: Eukaryota; Pelagophyceae; Pelagomonadales; Pelagomonadaceae
Source: the annotation of a GenBank genome assembly
CAAUGGGCUGCCCGCCAUUGCACGCCCUUUGCGAGGCACACUGGUUCGUCUGCGUUGGGCCACAGCGCCAGUGUCGUCCCCGGACACCAGCAACCAACAGCACGCAUCGAUAGAGGCAGCCCUAGCAUGAUGGCACGACGAUGAGAGCACUAGCAGUGCUGCUCGUGCGAGCGGCGGCCGACGACUGCUGCUGGGUCCAGCGCUCUGUCAAGGGCACGACCUUCAAGAAACCUAUGCAAACCAUCGAGGCGUGCGACACGAAACAUCGGUGCUUCGUGGCGUGCUCCGUCUCGCGCCUGUUCGCUGCGCCCAAGAAAUGCACCUGCGACCCAACCAUUGUGGCGAGGGAGGCCAACUUCUCUCUAGCGAAAACGCUCGUCUCGCAGCACAUGCGGAGCGUCUACGCCGGGGCCUGGCUCGCUCCAAUGAAUUUGGCGCAACGGGUCCCCUGGAACGCGUUAAUGGGAGCGCCCCUCGAAGCUAGUUCAUACGGCGUCUUCAAGGAGGCAUCCGCCGUCUGGCGGUCGGCGUUGCCCGAGUCGUUGUAUGUCAUGCACCUCUCGGCCUACGAGCAUUCCGUGGUGGCGAGAAACCCCUGGGCCGAGGCGAUGCGGCGCGUCGACGCGGUGAUAAAUUGGCAGCUUCGGGAUUUGUGCGGUACGACGCCGCGACGGUGGCCUUUAUAUGAGAAGACAGGGGCGAUUGUCGCGUUCUUCGGCGGCGUGUCUCGGGUGCGGUACGUGGACGUCGAGGGCGCGUCAACCACGAAAAUGGACACGGGCAAUGCGCAUAGUCUACAGCCGCGAUCGAUCAAGGUACGAGCUCUCAAAGCUUCUGUUUGUUCGUUGCUGCGGGACGUGGCUUCUGUGGUACGCGUCGCGGUCUGCGACGAGGAUGACAAACGAGCUGCCUCUGAGGCGCUCGGUGAGCUGGCGGAUGUUGUGGUAGUGCCAUGCGGGAAUAAACCGAGGAACCUCCCCUUCCUCGCGCUGCACGACGCCGUAUCACAAUUCGCCGGCAAGGCGUACGUCGCGUUCAGUGAGUCGGACCUGACCUGGCGCUUCGCCUCCAAUGAAGCGGCCGAGGCGGCAUCAAAGUUAUUCCGAGCCGCCCCCUCAUCGGUCCUGACGCCCCACCGCUGGCACAAGCGUUAUGGGAGCACGGCCGAAAAGGGCGACGCCUUCGGCUCCCAGCCGACGGGCCAGAACCUCUGUUCGCUGCGGGCGGGGGCGCGGAUGGCCGCGGUCGCGCGCAUGCCGGGGUAAGUACGUACUUAGUACU